Ipomoea triloba (trilobed morning glory) is the source of this 2564-nucleotide messenger RNA. RefSeq lists its product as uncharacterized. The transcript is spliced from 3 exons. Bases 311 to 2080 code for a protein of 589 amino acids. The record is from RefSeq and is a predicted model, not a curated record. NCBI's taxonomy places the organism in Eukaryota, Viridiplantae, Streptophyta, Magnoliopsida, Solanales, Convolvulaceae. Gene Ontology annotation, biological process: positive regulation of growth.
AAUAAGUGCGACCAUAAAUUCCACUCGGUUUCCACUUCUACAAUUCCGUAUUUCCGUCUUCCUCCCUGCCUGCAUGUGGAGUGUGAACACACUCUCCACUGCUCCUUCUUCCCUUCUUCCUUCCAACCCACCACCCAAGGGUGAUGCCUCGUGAUUGCUCCACUUUCUGAUUCCUAUUUCCCUUUUUUUCUCAGAUAAUCACUUGCUUUUGUUGAGAGAAAAGAAUUACAAGUAGUUCAUCCUCUGCUGACAGAUCUUGGAUUGUUGAGAGAUUAUUGUGCCUGGGGUUUCUGAUUCAUUGAUAUUAGCCAUGGUUGCUGAGUCUUGGCUGCGUAGUUUAUGGAAAACAACCAAGAAGCGUGGUGGGGGUUCUUCUGAAAAGCAGAUAAUUGGGGUUUUGGCCUUUGAAGUUGCAAGCUUGAUGUCCAAGAUGGUUCAUCUAUGGAAGUCUCUGUGUGAUAAGCAGGUUGGUAGUUUGAGGGAAGAGAUAAAGAAUUCUCCUGGGAUUAGAAAGCUGGUGUCAGAAGAUGAUGCCUAUAUUGCUAGGCUAAUUUGCAGUGAGAUGAUUGAGAAUUUGGGGAAUGUGGCAAUUGCAGUGGCUAGGCUUGCAAAGAAAUGCAAUGAUCCUCUCUUGAGGAGCUUUGAGCAGGCCUUCAAUGAUUUGCUUAAGCUCGGGAUUGAUCCGUAUGGCUGGCAUCUGUCCUGGAAGAAGAUGGACAGGAAAGUUAAGAAGAUGGAACGAUUCGUCGUGAUCAAUUCCAAUUUGUACCAAGAAAUGGAAUGCCUCGCGGAUUUUGCACAGACUUUGCAGAGAAUGAAGUGUAAUGAUGAUGCAGACAUCAUUAGUUUAGUCGAGUACGAGAAGAAGGUCUCGUGGAAGCAGCAGGAAGUGAAGCAUCUUAAAGAGGUCUCGGUUUGGGGCAGGAGUUAUGAUUAUGUUGUUCGGCUUCUGGCCCGAGGUGUGUUCACUAUAUAUUGUAGGAUUGGGCAUGUUUUUGGAGUUAAUCCUGUUGGGGACCAGGAAAUGAGAGACUCCAAAGUUCUUGAAUCGGAUAACAUUCAUCGUAGCCAAUCCGUUGCAUAUACACAGUCGUCUGUUCAUCCAGCUGAAACUAGUCUUUCCAGAUUUUCCUCAGAACCAAUUGAGAACCUUCUUACUAGGUCUGGUCCAAUUUCAAGAACAGCAAAUAUAAGCACCUUUUAUUCAGGCCCUCUUAGAAAUUCGACUUCCACAGCGAGCCUGGCUCCCGGAGGGCACAAAGCUGUUAACUUUCACUCGGGUCCCCUUGAAAUGUCGAAGGCCAAGCCUGGUCAGACCACCAGAGUAAAUAGAUCUGCCUUUAAGUGGUGGCGUUUGCGAGACCAUUCAGGAAAGUUACAAGGAAAAACCCCGAUUUCAAAAUCCAAUAAGUUGACAUCUGUAGUGGGGGAGAAUGGUUUUCCUAUGAGUAAUAGCUAUAUAAAUACAAAUGGUGGCUAUUCUGGAGAUCUGAGUGGUGCCAAACCUGUACAGGGCAAUUCAGUUUAUGGUCCUAUGCCCAAUUUCAACUCGAAAAAGAGUUUGAUGAAUGCUCCUCCCGAGACUCUCGGGGCUGCUGCUUUGGCGUUGCAUUAUGCCAACGUUAUCAUUGUGAUCGAGAAACUAGUUUCGUCUCCUCACUUGAUAGGGCACGAUGCAAGAGAUGACUUGUACAAUAUGUUGCCCGCCAGCAUAAGAACGGCCCUCAGAGCAAAACUGAAGCCGUAUGCUAAGAAAUUGAGCUCAUCAGUAUGCGACAUGGCUCUUGCAGAAGAGUGGAACGAGGCAUUGACGGGAAUCCUAGAGUGGCUUGCUCCGCUUGCCCAUAACAUGAUAAGAUGGCAGUCUGAGCGGAGUUUUGAGCACCAGAGCUUUGUUUCAAGAACAAACGUUCUACUCGUACAGACUCUUUUCUUUGCGAAUCAGCCAAAAAUAGAGGCAACAAUUACCGAGCUCCUUGUUGGUUUGAACUACAUAUGGAGAUACGGUAGAGAGCUUAAUGCCAAAGCAAUAGAAGAAUGUGCCAGUGUUAGAACAUUUGACGAGUUCUUGGAUGAGUGAUGACUGUAUGCUCGGGUGGAACUGUAAUUGACAACUACAGGGCCAUUCCAAUGGCUUCAUUGCUGAAAUGGUUCUCGUGAUCUCGUCACCUGCCCUUGUGGGACUUAUCCAGACGUUAUUUCUAGUAUGGAUUGAUUUUGAAGCAGUUAAUCUGAGACGUCUAGCACGUCCCAGAUAUGUCGUCUUUCAUGUUAAUGGGGGAUGCUUCUCAUGGCAGACAAACAACAGGAUUUCCAUUUUCAGCAUCCGAAUAUUGUUUCAGGUCAGUAUGUAAGUGAUGGCCUAUUGUCCUUUGCCACGCAAAUCUGGCAAAUCUGGCAAUCGUUGCGUGAAUGAGUUUCCACUUUUCUUUUUUUUAUAGAUGUAGACUUAGUUGUGCUUGUUUCUGCUAGGCAAUAAUAAUACAUAUAUACUCCAUAUAUGAGAUGCAAGUUGGGAACCUUCAUACAUAAUGUUAAAUGUUUGAGAGUUAUCGUCGUUCUCA